Nematolebias whitei (Rio pearlfish) is the source of this 1918-nucleotide messenger RNA. Its product is annotated as serine/threonine-protein phosphatase 4 regulatory subunit 2-A. The coding region runs from base 112 to 1323 and encodes 403 amino acids. Gene Ontology annotation, molecular function: protein phosphatase regulator activity. Gene Ontology annotation, biological process: protein dephosphorylation. Lineage: Eukaryota; Metazoa; Chordata; Actinopteri; Cyprinodontiformes; Rivulidae. The transcript has 9 exons. The record is from RefSeq and is a predicted model, not a curated record. Gene Ontology annotation, cellular component: protein phosphatase 4 complex; cytoplasm; nucleus.
GACGUCAUUGCAGACAUGCGCAGUCGGGUCUGUCAGCAGCUUUGUGGAGGAGCUACGUGCUAGCUGCGCCGCUAAUCAGCAAGCAUUUCCUGCCAGGGACUGGACACAGCUAUGGAUAUCGACUCCGUGCUGGAAGCGUUUCAAGAUUUUGAGAAGAAGGGGAAAAAAGAAAUCUGUCCUGUUUUAGAGCAGUUCUUGUGUCAUGUUGCCAAGACGGGACAACCAGUGAUCUCGUGGUCACAGUUUAAAAUAUACUUCAUGUUUAAGUUGGAAAAAGUCAUGAACGACUUUCAUGCUUCAACACCGGAACAGAGAGGACCACAUAACUCCAAUGUUGAGUAUGUUCCCUUUGAAGAAAUGAAAAAAAGGAUCCUAAAGAUUGUUGAUGGUUACAAUGGAACUCCAUUCACCAUCCAGCGUCUGUGUGAAUUGCUUACGGAUCCUAAGCGACAUUAUACAGGUACAGACAAGUUUCUCCGAGGUUUAGAAAAGAAUGUAAUGGUCGUCAGCUGUGUUUACCCCACAGACAAAAAUGGAGCAUCAAGCGUAAACAGAAUGAAUGGGGUGAUGUUUCCGGGUAACUCCUCUCUCUAUUCAGACAGUCGAAAUGUGAACGGGCCAGGCACACCAAAAACACUCAACAGACCAAAGCUGCCAAUGUCGACUUCACUACCCACUAAUGGACUGCCUGACUGUCCAGUCAGCAAAGAGCCAGACCCAACUGCCGAGGUGGAGGAGCACCGUAUGAGUGAAACUUUGCCAUCAGAAGAUGAGAUAAAACCCAGAUGUUCAAUAAAAAACAAACGCCCAGAGAAAGAGGAGGACACCGACGACAACAGCCAAGAAGCCAAGAGGCUGAAGUUUGAUGUAAAAGAAGAGGAUGAACUAAAAAGUGAAGAAAAUGAGUCGUCUUGUCAUAAAGAACUAGAGAACAAGACACAGGAGUCAUCCGAAGACUCCUGUGAUGAGCAGUGCAAAAGUGACAAAUCUUGUGACACACCUAGUGAUACAGAGACUCCUGAGCAAAACGGCCUGCAAACUGAACCAGCCCAGAAGGAAGGAGACUCCGCUGAGAGUGUGGCUGCCCUCAGUGUCACCGGUGUCAGCUCUGAGGAUCAGCCUGAGCAGCCGGAUCCAUCAGAGACGAACACAAGCUCUGAGCAGGACAAUGAAGAGUGCACCAGCAGCAGCUGUGAUGGAGCGAGCUCAACCAGAGAUGGACAGGUUUCUUCUUCCAGUAAUUCCCCAGACUUGCCCACAGAGGGUGGUGCUGACAUUUCAGACAAUGCUGAGACCUCGUUAGAGCUCGGGGAACACGACUAACCAGAAGCUCAGCAUACUUUGACUUUUUUUUUUUUUAUUACACUGUAUGAUACCAACCCAAGGGUAUAUCUGUAGCACUGUGGACCUUUAGGCAUCAGGACCAAAAGUGACAUGGGUUAUGAGACUCCUUACAGAAGGAUCUAAAGCUCUCUUCUGUUUCAGCUUCUCGUGGCUACUGGUCAGCUGGUCUUUAAACUGGAAGGAGAUUAUUUGAAAAAGAUCAUGGAGACUGCCUUUUUCACUAUUAACAACAACAAAAAAAAGUUUUCUUUAUUUCUAUGUUUGAACUUAUUUAAUGUUGAUAAUGUGUCUUUGUAUGUCAUUUGUCAUUUAUUUCCAAGGAGAUCCAUUUGACAGAAUUGUGUUUUAGCCUAAGCACAGUAGUUUUAAUUUUUUUAAGGAAGCCAUCUCGUUCUAGGUGAAUGAGGUCAUUGCAGAUAUGAAGCAAAACCUCAUGGAUGUCUGUGUUUUAUAUGAAGCACAUACCAUAUAUAAAUAUAUAUUUCUUACCUUGCACUUACUAGCAUCCACCCCUUAAGACGUGCAAAAAGUUGUUUUGCUUUGUCACUGUAAGAAGCCAAUUUAACACAGCUGU